GCGGCGGCAACCACGCGGGUCGAGCGCAUCAUCGCCCGCCUGCCGCGGCCGCUGCAGCGGUACACGGCGCGCCUGCGCGGCGCGCCGCUCACCCACGUCGCCGCCUUCCUGGUGCUGCACGAGAUCACCGCGGUGGUGCCGCUGCUCGGCCUGUUCGGGCUGUUCCACUACACCGAGCACGUGCCGGUGGCGUACAUGCUGGCGCACUACGGGGCUUACGUGCGGGACGGCCUGGCCAGGUUUGAGCGGUAUUUCCGGCGGAAGGGCUGGUUUGGCUUUGGCGGGGCCGAGGGGGAGGAGGAGGAGGAGGGUGGGCAUGGGGACGGGUUGGGCGUGACCGGGAGAGUGGAGCGGGGGAGGGAGGAGGGGGACGGGGAGAAGGCGGUGCUGGAGCGGUGGGAGGCGGAUCCAAAGUAUCGUGUUGUUGUCGAGGUUGCGCUGGCGUACGCGCUGACUAAGGUGUUGUUGCCCGUGAGGAUUGUGGCGAGUGUGUGGGCAACGCCGUGGUUUGCCGGCGUGUUGUUGCGG
Molecule: messenger RNA, 528 nt
Organism: Thermothielavioides terrestris NRRL 8126
Lineage: Eukaryota; Fungi; Ascomycota; Sordariomycetes; Sordariales; Chaetomiaceae
Exons: 1
Cellular component (GO): mitochondrion
Source: RefSeq, a predicted model, not a curated record